This is a messenger RNA of Vigna angularis (adzuki bean), 2264 nucleotides long. Its product is annotated as L-type lectin-domain containing receptor kinase IX.1. The transcript has a single exon. Gene Ontology annotation, molecular function: carbohydrate binding; ATP binding; protein kinase activity. Lineage: Eukaryota; Viridiplantae; Streptophyta; Magnoliopsida; Fabales; Fabaceae. The coding region runs from base 75 to 2111 and encodes 678 amino acids. Gene Ontology annotation, biological process: protein phosphorylation. The record is from RefSeq and is a predicted model, not a curated record. Gene Ontology annotation, cellular component: plasma membrane.
CUAGAAACAGCUACCCAACCAAACCAUAUUUGUAGUAUUCCAUUUUCCAUUGCACCCAACAUCUUUCUCCAGUCAUGGCAGCAUCUUGCUACUGUAAGAAAAGUUAUGCAAGUGCUUGUUUUCAUGUAACACUCUUGCUUCUUGUAACACCUCAUGCAGCUUCAUUGGAAUUCAACUAUCAGCAAUUUGGUGACACUGGAAACGACUUCAAUACCUCGGGAGAUGUUCAAGCUGUGCAAGGAAUCCUCCAACUCACCGAGUAUAAGCCAGAUAGUUAUGGUAGAGUCGUAUAUAACAAAUUAUUGCAUCUUUGGGACAAGAGUUCGGGAAAGGUUGCAGAUUUCACUACCCAUUUCUUCUUUACCAUCAACACCCCAAAUAAAACCUAUCAUGGAGAUGGAAUCACCUUCUUUCUGGCAGAUCCAAAGUUUCCAGACUCCAAAAUAGAUGGAAGUGGUAUUGGUCUGGCCAGCCGUGAGCAACUGGGGUCUAUAAAUUACGCAAAGGACUUUCCUUUUGUAGCAGUGGAAUUUGAUACCUUGGCUAAUGACUGGGAUCCGAAAUAUGAUCAUGUGGGUAUCGAUGUCAAUGCUAUUAACACUACUCACACUACAGAGUGGUACACUAGCAUGGAUCAAAGAGGGUAUGAUGCUGAAAUUAGUUUUGAGUCUGUGUCAAACAGAUUAAGUGUCACAUUCACCGGAUAUAAGGAUAAUGCCAAAAUUGAACAGACCUUAUUCGCAGUGGUCAAUUUGAGUGAUAUCUUACCUGAAUGGGUUAAAUUUGGUUUCUCUUCGGCAACAGGAUAUACUUAUGAGGAACAUACUCUUAGUUCAUGGUCCUUCAAAUCUAGUUUGGAGAUGGAACAAGACAAGGGUGGAAGCAAAAGAGGGCUGGUGAUAGGGCUGAGCGUUGGACUUGGUGUUGGUGUUUUAAUAGCUAUUGUGGGGGUAACUUUUCUUGUGAGAUGGAUGAUGAGGACUAGAGGAAUAGAAGAUGUCUCCCUUUUUGACCAUGCUAUGGACAAUGAUUUCGAAAAAGUCUCUGUACCCAAGAAAUUUUCCUAUGAAGAACUAGCCAGAGCAACCAAUAACUUCGCAACAGAAAACAAAAUUGGACAGGGAGGUUUUGGCGCCGUCUACAGGGGAUUUAUAAGAGAGUUGAACACCUAUGUUGCCAUUAAGAAGGUAUCUCGUGGAUCUAGACAAGGGGUGAAAGAGUAUAUGUCUGAAGUAAAGAUCUUUGGUCAACUGAGGCAUAAGAAUUUGGUUCAACUCUUUGGGUGGUGCCAUGAGCAUGAGGACCUGCUGCUGAUUUAUGAGUUCAUGGAAAAUGGAAGCUUGGAUUCUUAUCUGUUCAAGGGAAAAGGCCUGCUGACAUGGAAGGUGAGAUACAAUAUUGCGAGAGGGUUGGCAUCAGCAUUGUUAUACCUGCAUGAAGAGUGGGAAGAAUGUGUGCUUCAUAGAGACAUAAAAUCCAGCAAUGUUAUGUUGGAUUCUAAUUUUAAUACAAAGCUUGGUGAUUUUGGGUUAGCCAGACUAAUGGAUCAUGGAAUAGGAUCAAAAACAACCGUUUUAGCAGGAACAAUUGGGUAUUUGCCUCCUGAAGCUACCACAAGAGGCAAGGCCAGUAGGGAAUCUGAUGUAUUCAGUUUUGGAGUAGUUGCUUUGGAGAUAGCCUGUGGUAGAAAAGCAAUUGAAUCUAAUAUGAAGGAAGAACAGAUGUAUUUGGUGGAUUGGGUUUUGGAACUCCAUAGCAUUGGUGAAAUCCUUAAAGCUUCUGAUCCAAGCUUAUAUGGACACUUUGAUGAGAAGGAAAUGGAGACGUUAAUGAUAGUUGGCCUUUGCUGCACUCACACAGAUUACCUCAUGAGACCUACCAUUAGGCAAGUUGUUCAGAUGCUUAAUUUUGAAGCUCCAUUGCCCAUUCUCACACAAAGGGGAUCAGUCUAUAAUGCAUCUUUCAGUUCUAUGGCUUCUGGGACUCCUGCUUUUUCAAAUAACCAACCACUGUCUUCAACUUCAAGCAGCAGUGUAUUCACGGGGUCCUCACAAUCCACAGCAACUCUUGAAAUCAUUACCCCAACAGCUGCACAUUUGCAUACCUACUGAGUUUGAUUUCGUUUUCUAUUUAUCUUCUUUUUUUCUUAGUGAAAUUCUAUGUGUCACACUCCCUCAUAUGUAUUUUCUUCCAACAAUUUCAAGCCUAAAUCUGGCCCUGCCGUUCUGUAAUGUUACAAAAGAUUCUUGAACAGAUCUCAUACU